GGAGAUGGUGUCGAAGGUUUUCUGGAAACCGAGAUGUCCUGCGGUCUUAGCGUCGUGGUGCUUGGCCAAGAGCUGAGUACGGAGGCCCCGUGCGUCGGGGAUGCAAAGUCGGCGAGUGCCUUUGCGGGCUUGGCGUGGAGUGAUAUCUUUUUUGGAGAGGAUGGAGGAGACGAUGGUGAUGUCAGUGCGGAUGGUGAAGUAUUGCCCGUCGAGAUACGGGCACUAGACUGUGAGGGCGUGAAUCACGGCGAGGAGUUCCUUCUCGUUGGAGGGGUAAUUCAUCUCCGCGGGAAGGAGCUUCCUGCUUGCGAAGGCGAUAGGGUAUUCGCCAGGUGGAGCCUCGGGGUGAGUGGGCGAGUCCUUGAUGGAGGGGGUCUCGGCACUGUCGCGGGGGAAAUGUUGGGACAGUACGGCUCCGAUGGCGAAGUCGGAGGCGUCAGUGGUGACAUAGAAAUGGCGAGUGGGGUCGGCGAUCUUGAGGACAGGGGCCGUGGUGAUGGUUUGCUUGAAAUUUUUGCUCUCGGAGGAUCGAGAAAACUGUGCGGAGGUGCUGAAGACAAGGAUGUCAUCAAGGUAGACGACGACACAGACUUCGAGGAGGUUGCGGAAGAUGUGGUUCAUGGUAGAUUGGAAGGUAGGGGGGGCAUUGGUGAGUCCGAAUGGCAUCACGAGGAACUCUUAGUGCCCGAACCGAGAGCGGAAGGCGGUCUUGUGGGUGUCCUCCUCGCGGAUACGGAUCUGGUGGAAGCCACUGUGAAGGUCGAUCUUGGUAAAGUACUUGGCUCCACGGAGACGAUCAAGGAGCUCGGAAAUCCGAGGACGUCACCGAUGGGUGGGCCGACACACGCGAUGUCGAUGCUGGGUCAGUGCCCCGGGGACUCUGUUCAUGAUGAGGAGGGGCCCGCGCUUGCCGAUGGCGGUGAUACGGAGGUUGCGGGUGGAGUGGAGGCAGACUUGCGGGUGAAUCGUGCGGUGUUGGUUUGUGAAGCAACCCCCUUUUGCUUGGAGGUAAGUGCGCUCCUCGGGGCGGGUGCGGGAGGUGUCGGGCGGGGGCUGGUGGUGGGGAUGGAGGAGUCGAUCGUGGUGGAGCAUGCGAGAGAGGAGGUCAGCAAGGGGCAUGUCGGGUUCGUGGGCGAGGGCGGUUGCAAGGUCUUUGUGGCAUACUCGUUUGAUGCGGGAGAUGAACGCAAAGUCAGGAAUGACGGUGUGGGGGAGGUGGUGGCGGAGGGAGCGGACGUAUUGGACGAAGCGGUCCGUGGGACCGGUCUGGCGGAGGUGGUAGAAUUGUUCAAGGUAGUCGUCAAUGGUUUUCUGGGGGCGGGAGGUGGCAGUGAGGAGGUUGGCCCAUUGGAGGAAGGUGUGACGUGGUCCUCCGGAGGCCCGGCGGUUGCUAACUUCAGCCAUCCACCAUUUGGCUGCGUUGCCGAGGAGGCAGGAGGUGGCAAUGGGGAGUCAGUGGGCAAGGGGCAUGUGGUGGAGCUGAAAAGAGUUCUGAAGCUGGGUUAGGAAGAGGAAAACGUCCUCGUGGGGGAGGUCGGCGAAGGACAUGAUUUCUCUAGAUCGGAAGGAACGGGGGAUUUCCCCGUCGC
Chara braunii is the source of this 1589-nucleotide messenger RNA. The record is from the annotation of a GenBank genome assembly. Lineage: Eukaryota; Viridiplantae; Streptophyta; Charophyceae; Charales; Characeae.